AUGCCACCAAUACGCGACAAGUUCACCAUUCACUCCAAAGCCGUCGUUUGCCAGGAUGUCGAGCUCAAGGGUGACAUCACCAUAGGCUCUGGCACAAUCGUACACCCCAAAGCAACUAUAUUCGCCAUUGCAGGUCCAAUUGUGAUUGGGAUGGGUUGCAUCAUCGAAGAGGGCGCUAUUAUCGUGAACAGAAGGAAAGAAGUCAUGCGAAUAGGGGAUGAUAAUCUCUUCGAAAUUGGCUGUCGCGUCGAAUGCCCCUCCGUAGGCAACUUCAACACAAUAUCGACACGCGCCCGAGUCCACCACACCGUCCGCAUCUCCUCGUUCUGUGUCAUCGGUGCAGGAUGCCUGCUUGUGCCUACAGAAGACGAAGUGCUCGAAGAUUAUACAGUCAUCUACGGACCUGCCGCGGAGAAAAGGGUCUGGAGUGGGAGAGGGAAAGUGCAGGAGGCGGAUCUGAGACGAAAACAUGCAGAGUAUCUGAAGGAGAUGCUACCAAAGUUUAAUCGGCUAAGACGGGGAGAAGGGACGUAA
Molecule: messenger RNA, 534 nt
Organism: Laccaria bicolor S238N-H82
Lineage: Eukaryota; Fungi; Basidiomycota; Agaricomycetes; Agaricales; Hydnangiaceae
Exons: 5
Coding region: 1-534 (177 amino acids)
Biological process (GO): mitotic spindle organization
Cellular component (GO): dynactin complex
Molecular function (GO): dynein complex binding
Source: RefSeq, a predicted model, not a curated record